This is a messenger RNA of Harmonia axyridis, 1164 nucleotides long. Its product is annotated as elongation of very long chain fatty acids protein AAEL008004-like. The coding region runs from base 180 to 998 and encodes 272 amino acids. The transcript is spliced from 5 exons. Lineage: Eukaryota; Metazoa; Arthropoda; Insecta; Coleoptera; Coccinellidae. Gene Ontology annotation, cellular component: endoplasmic reticulum membrane. Gene Ontology annotation, molecular function: fatty acid elongase activity. Gene Ontology annotation, biological process: fatty acid elongation, saturated fatty acid; sphingolipid biosynthetic process; fatty acid elongation, monounsaturated fatty acid. The record is from RefSeq and is a predicted model, not a curated record.
AGUCAUUGCUUUGAACAGUAGGAAAUUCAAUACUGGAAACAUUCUGUAUAUUUAGCGAAUGCUAGGUUAAUUGAAAUGGGCACAAGAUCCUAAUUCAUACUGAUUGUUCUAUUGUUUUCGUAUAUAUUUUGGUAAGACUCUCCACAGGGACCUGCAUAGUUUCGAAGACGAUUUGUAUCAUGGUGGAAGUAGUGAGGAAUCUCCAUUAUUACUAUAAGUAUCUUGUGCAUGAUCUUGCAGAUAAAAGAACAGACGAAUACUUGUUCGCUUCAUCACCAUGGAAACCGAUAGGAAUUUUCGUGCUCUAUGUCUUGAUAGUAAAGAAAAUCCUUCCAGAUUUUAUGAGGCAUAGAAAAGCUUUUAAUUUGGACAAAAUUAUCCUGUUCUACAACUUCACCCAAAUAGUGUUUAAUGCUUAUCUACUCUACAGAGCAAUUCCGUUUUUGACCAGCCACACUCCUGUGUGUGCGCCGGUAGAUUAUUCUAACAAUCCAAGUGCCAGACUUCAGUUGGACUUGUGCUAUCUGUAUUACAUACUGAAAGUUUACGAUUUACUGGAUACUAUGUUCUUUAUAUUAAGAAAAAGAGAAAGACAGGUUACUUUUCUCCAUCUUUAUCACCACGCUAUGAUGGUCACUUUCCCCUGGAUAGGUCUGAGAUACGUUGCUGGUGGUAACACCAUGUACAUAGGUGUUUGUAAUACAGUGGUUCAUAUUGUUAUGUACUUCUACUAUGCCAUCACUUUGUGGAACUCUGGUACCAACAAGACCGUGUGGUGGAAGAAGUAUCUAACGCAGCUUCAGCUGGUUCAGUUCAGCUUGUUGUCUAUAAUGGGUUUCAUCCUCUUGGUACACCCAACAUGCACGUAUCCGAAAUUGAUCGUCACACUAGGGAUGAUACAAAAUAUCUAUCUGAGUUACCUCUUCGGGACCUUCUACUAUAAAACAUAUGUUGUUCAGUCGAAAAAGAUCGAAAUACAAGAGAAGAAGCUGGUGUGAAUACGUUUUUUUUUUUAUUUAAGUUAUUAGUUUCGAGUAAGUGAAUUUUAUUUAUAUUUUUCAACGUGAUAUCAAAACUGUGAGUGUCUUAUUCUUAUUGUAUAAGUAUUGUGAAUCAUUUAUUCAUUCCUGAAGUAAUUACUCUAAUAAAUCAUUAUAGAUCUUA